Messenger RNA from Aphanomyces astaci, 587 nucleotides. RefSeq lists its product as hypothetical. The coding region runs from base 28 to 540 and encodes 170 amino acids. NCBI's taxonomy places the organism in Eukaryota, Oomycota, Saprolegniomycetes, Saprolegniales, Verrucalvaceae. The transcript is spliced from 6 exons. The record is from RefSeq and is a predicted model, not a curated record. Gene Ontology annotation, biological process: spindle pole body duplication. Gene Ontology annotation, molecular function: calcium ion binding; microtubule binding. Gene Ontology annotation, cellular component: microtubule organizing center.
GCGGCAAGUUGACAUUAUUACAGUAGCAUGUAUCGGAAGGACGUGCCGUUCGCUGCGCACAAGCUCGUGACGCGACGGAAGCCUCGACAGGAGCUGUCCGAUGAACAACGGAAGGAGCUUGUGGAAGCAUUCGACAUGUUUGACACGAACAAGAGCGGCAGCGUCGACUACUAUGAGCUCAAGGUCAUGAUGCGGGCGUUGGGGUUUGAUGUGAAGAAGCAAGAAGUGGUCAAAAUGGUCGAAGAAGUCGACGUCCAUCGGUCAGGACGGGUGCAUCUGGACGACUUUAUGGAAAUCAUGCGUCGCAAGAUCACGUCGCGCGACCCGGACGAAGAAAUCAUCAAGGCGUUUACGUUGUUUGACGACGACCAGACGGGGGAGAUCACGCUCAAGAACAUGCGGCGCAUUGCAAAGGAAAUGGGCGAGUCCCUGACAGACGACGAACUGCAGGCGAUGAUCGACGAGUUCGACUCCAACCAAGACGGCGUGAUCUCCCAAGAUGAGUUUCUCGCCAUUAUGAAGCAAUCUAGCAUGUAUUAACACAAGGGGGUGUCGUUGUUUCAUCACACUAUUCGCAUAAAUCAGUA